CAACGAGCUUCCAAACAUUGAAGUUCGUGUAGUUAUAUGAAACACAAGUAUGCAUAAAUAUGCGACCACUAAAGAUAAUUGUUAUUGGACCUGUUAGGAGUGGUAAAACAAUGAUAGCUAAUUUUCUAGCUGAUGCGACGGAAAUACCCUACGAUUAUUAUCCAACUCAAGGAGUUCGAAUAUUGGAAUUUGAAGUAAAUGAUAUAAAUGUGGAUAACAAAUAUAUUACGAAAGAUAUUGAAUUAUGGGAUUGCAGUGGAGAUCCUAAAUUUGAAAAUUGUUGGCCAGCUAUAAGGAAAGAUUUACAUGGCGUUAUAUUUGUGUAUAGCGAAAAAUCAAACGAUUGUUUAAAAGUAAUACAACAAUUAUAUGAUUAUUUUAUUGAUCAAAUAAAAUUAGGUCCAGAUCGUUGUGUAAUAUUUUGCUAUGACCCUGAGAAAAAAAAUCCUGAAAUAUCAAAAAUUAUUUCAUCAACAUUUGUGAAAGUGUCCCAUGUAAAAUGUAAUAUCGAAAGUGGUGGAAGCAAACUAAAAGCUGAUUUUUCUUCAUUCAUAAGUACAAUACUUGGUAAAAUGCACAAUUACAACGAACAAGAAGAUAAAAAUAUUUUAAGUAAUAAUAUAUUAUUUGCAAGGUAAUAUAAUACAAUAUUAUAUUAUUAUAUAAUAGUAUAACACAUUUUACAUGUAGGAUGAAUAAAUAACAGUUGUCAUAUGAAAUAUAUUUAUUAAUUUUAUAAAAGUAUUUCAUAUGAAAUAUAAAU
Messenger RNA from Osmia lignaria (orchard mason bee), 763 nucleotides. RefSeq names its product intraflagellar transport protein 22 homolog. Lineage: Eukaryota; Metazoa; Arthropoda; Insecta; Hymenoptera; Megachilidae. The record is from RefSeq and is a predicted model, not a curated record.